Nymphaea colorata (pocket water lily) is the source of this 1293-nucleotide messenger RNA. RefSeq names its product F-box protein At3g59000-like. The record is from RefSeq and is a predicted model, not a curated record. Bases 1 to 1293 code for a protein of 430 amino acids. Lineage: Eukaryota; Viridiplantae; Streptophyta; Magnoliopsida; Nymphaeales; Nymphaeaceae. The transcript has 4 exons.
AUGCCUCGGAGAAGAAAAAGGGCUACUCGAAUCACCGAUCUCAAGGAAACCAUCAUGCUUAAAAUUCUCAGGCAUCUGGAUCUCAAGUCCACGAUAAGAACCUGCGCCGCGACAAGUCGGUGGAGGAGGCUGUUGCCCAAACUGCCGGCCCUGGAGUUCGACCUCGCCGAUUUCCCCGUUCCUUCGCUUCGCCGGUCGUUUCAGAAACAGGCCAGACGCAACUUUACUGAAGCAGUCACCCGUCUCCUGUCGAUCCGAGAUGGUCGGAAGCCGCUUGAACGUUUCAGCAUUAGAUACAAUCUUCGAGAUGCUCCAAUCAAGCAGGAGAUCAACUAUUGGCUCAAGUCUUUUUCUCAGAGGUUAAUGAUCGAGGAAAUCUGCAUCGACGUUGACGCCGAAUCCAAAGAGGAGUACAGGUUGAACUUCAAUCAGUACGGCUGCACAUCACUGAGGGUGCUGCAACUCCGACGCUGCCGCUUCAAUCAGCACUGCUCCUCCAUGGACUUCCCCUCCCUCACCACUCUCGCCAUAGCCAACUCCCACGUCACCUUCCUCUUUCUCCAGUCCCUGCUUCGCGACCUCCCCCUGCUCCACACCCUCUCCAUUUCCGACUGUUCGUGCCUCGGCGCGGAACUCCCCGUGGAGGCUCCACACCUGCGCAAGUUCUUCCUCAGGGGCCCUCCUCCCUUCGAAUUCAACAUGCCCAACUUGGUCUUGGAGGAGGUCGAAGACGUUCUCCGUCUCUCCCACGAGGAAAGGCCAACUGCUCGACUGGACAUCAAUCCUCUACAUCCGUCGAUGCUGAUGCGCAGAAAAUUCAUCAUCACCUAUGCAUUUCCACGCCUUCGUGUUGUUCGCUUGCUGAUCCUCACCGCGAGAACACUUAUCGUUAUCGGGAGGUGGUGCCAUCUGUACCUGUUGCCGGAGUUCCGGAACCACUUAUCCGGUGUGGAGGAAAUGGUGGUGCAUGGAGCAAGGCUCACAUUCGAGAUGAACCCCUGGGAGGACGGAACGGAUCCACGGUUCGUGCUAAGGAAGGCCAGAGUUGCACUCGCUCAUUUGAGGACGUUGACUGUGCAGAGGUAUGGAGGCUAUCAAAGGGACGAGGAGCUCGUCCGGUACUUCCUCAAGGCGGCGCCGGGACUGACGUCCAUAAUCAUCAGCCCGUCGGCGGAAGCGCGGCGCUCCUGGGAUCUUGUGGUUCGAUUGACGCUGGCGGUGGAGGAACAUCGGGUAACCCGGCCGGACCGUCCCACCGUGCUACUGGAAUUCCCCGGCUGGGAACUUGAUUGA